Molecule: messenger RNA, 624 nt
Organism: Knipowitschia caucasica
Lineage: Eukaryota; Metazoa; Chordata; Actinopteri; Gobiiformes; Gobiidae
Source: the annotation of a GenBank genome assembly
AUGAAGAGGAGCGGAAACAGAGAGGAAGAAGAGACGGCAACUCGUGCGCAACGGAGAACGCGCGCACGGCACAGCUAUCUCCAGACGAUCUUCACCCUGCACCUUUGCGCGCAGGCUUUUUUCAUCCUUCCUUUAUCUCCCUCCAACUAUCGUCUGCAAUCCGAGACGUGGAACCUGUGCGCGUCCACGACAGGCACGUGUUCGUUUGCGCGCCUGUUGACCCGACUCCUCCAUCAUCAAUCCAAUGAGCGCAGCGCAGGGGAGGCUCUGUUCGCCAUCGCGCGUCUCUCUCCCAUCCCCUGCUCACUUCUUUUCCAGUCGGCCAGCGAGCAAGCCCGUGUCGGAGCUCCCCCUCACGCAAACUGCCUCCGUGCACGACAGCCAGCCACGACUAUAGGCAGCACUCGCGUUUGCAAAAAGGAUUUCUACUGCCUGCUCUCCACGCACCGGAGUUUUGGCUUUACGUUCACGUAUGAGGGGAAAUCAUGCAGCAGCGCGGAAGGAUGCAGGUCUCAUUGUAGUCUCCCAAUCCGCCGGAAUACUUCCAAAUGGAUGCUGCUGAGCUGGAGCACCUCGCCGCUUCUUUACCCACUGCUAUGGACCAACGCCAAUCCAUGCAAGUGA